CAGCCCAGUAGCACUUAUAUCAACACCACUCCAAAGUCAAUACUCCAACAACUAUUAAUUUUUGUCUUUCCCUAUCACAGUUCUCUUUUAAAGAAUGAGUAGUUCAGCCGAUAAUGUAUCACCAAUUUCCAAAGCAUAUCUGAGGAUAGAAAACAAAGCGAUAUCCACAGUCAUUCGAUGCAAUCAUAGUUUUGCUCUUUUCAAACAUUCAGUCUAAUCAAUUUCAAGAGAGACGAAUUUGUUGGCGUUGCAUAAAAAUUAAGAAAAGAAUAUGUCUCAUCUUUAUCGAUUCAGAUUGUAAUGAGUAAUGAGUUGUUUUCCUAUUCAGCAAAACCACCACUCAAUACCUUGAGUGUGAAUAUUGCCCUGAGUUCUCUACAGAACUAGAAUGCAAUGAGAUGCAAUUAACACAAAUAUGUAUAAACGAAACCAAAUGCGGCUUUGCAAGAUUCAUCCAAAAACGCAAAGAUCUUGGUCAGCUUUACCCCGAAGAUUUCAAUAAAACAACUUAUCACGUGACCGUGAAAAAAGGCUGUAUGAACGAGGACUAUUGCACAAAAUUUGAGGAACGGAACGAUAAUUCAAUAAACUCUACGGAGUGUAUUUUUUGCGAGGAAUAUAUGUGUCUCCUACAGCUUCCGAUCUUAUGUGUAGAAUGCGAUGAGGCAGUGGACAAAUAUUGUGCGAUACAAACUGAGCCAAUUAUAAGAUGUGCACCAGGAGAAGUUUGCUACAUGCAGCGUGUUCAGGGGAAGAAUAACACCCUAAAAAGGGGAUGCAUCGAACCAUCGGCUUGCCUGAAGAAAGAUUUUUGCGUAUAUUGUGAGACAGAUGUUUGCUGGACCGAUCCAAUAUCAUCACCAAUACAGCGACAGCAACAUGUCGAAGGAGAGGAGGACAAAAAAUCAAAAAGUCGAAAAUCUUCCCCUAGGGAAAAAUCUGGCAGUAGGAAGUUGAAUGGUAUCGAAAAAAUAAUUUUAUUCGUACUUUUUAUAAUGUUCAAUUUAUGAAAUUUUUUUUUCAAUAUUAGAAUUGUCGAAUUCACCUUAAGUAAAAGGCGUUUAUUCUGA
This is a messenger RNA of Coccinella septempunctata (seven-spotted ladybird), 1070 nucleotides long. RefSeq lists its product as uncharacterized. The transcript is spliced from 5 exons. Bases 399 to 1010 code for a protein of 203 amino acids. Lineage: Eukaryota; Metazoa; Arthropoda; Insecta; Coleoptera; Coccinellidae. The record is from RefSeq and is a predicted model, not a curated record.